Penicillium cosmopolitanum is the source of this 3504-nucleotide messenger RNA. RefSeq lists its product as uncharacterized. Gene Ontology annotation, cellular component: kinesin complex. Bases 1 to 3504 code for a protein of 1167 amino acids. The record is from RefSeq and is a predicted model, not a curated record. Gene Ontology annotation, molecular function: protein binding. Lineage: Eukaryota; Fungi; Ascomycota; Eurotiomycetes; Eurotiales; Aspergillaceae. The transcript has 3 exons.
AUGGCAUCGAUAGCAUUCCGUGGCACCAACCAUGGGCUCCAGAUCGGAGAUAACCAUGGCUCGAUCAACGCAGAAUUCCACCUGCCGCCGGAGCGACCGGAAACCCCGCCUAGCCCUCUAUCAACUGUCCCAUUCCCACGCGAUCCGCACUUUGUCAGUCGCGACACACUGCUCCAUCAGAUUCACGAGAGAAGCUCGGUCCCAGGGUCGAGGAUAGCUCUUGUCGGCCUCGGCGGUGUCGGGAAAUCUCAACUAGCCAUCGAAUACUCCUACCAGAUCCGAGCUCAAUCGCCAGCGACAUGGGUUUUCUGGGUCCAAGCGAGUAACGCGGCCCGAUUUCAGCAAAGUUUCCGCGACAUAGCUGACCAGGUUAAGCUUCCUGGGCGUUGGGAUCUCAACGUCAAUAUAUUUAAACUAGUUGAAGGCUGGCUCCAGCAUGAGAAGAGAGGCAAAUGGGUUCUAAUCCUUGAUAAUAUCGAUGAUGAAGAGUUCCUUCGCGGGCCCCCGUCGACGAGUCAGCUGGCCCAGAUGAAUGAUCAGAAUAACGCCCCGACGAAGCCACUAUUCGAAUACCUCCCUCAAAGCCUGCAUGGAUCUCUCAUUAUCACAGGUCGGAGCAGAGAGAUUGCGUUAAAAUUGGUCAAUCAUAGAGACCUUAUUGAAGUCAACAGGAUGGAAAAGCCCGAGGCACUGGAGCUUCUCCAAAGAAAGCUUGAAGUGCCAGGGGAAACCGAAGAGAACCGACAGUUAGUAGAAGAGCUUGAGUUUAUACCGCUAGCGAUCGUACAGGCCGCUAGCUAUAUUCGAAAUCGGGCGCCUCGCUAUUCGGUAUCACAAUACCUAGGAGACUUCCAAAGGAGCGACCGUGAAGCGACACGGCUUCUGAAAAAAGAGGCAGGCCAUCUCUACCGGGACUGGGAAGCAAAGAAUUCGAUUUUAAUGACGUGGCAAAUAUCUUUCGAUUAUAUACGUCAGACAAAGCCAUCUGCGGCUGAGUUACUUUCUCUCAUGAGUUUUUUCGAUCGGCAAGGAAUACCAGAGAGCCUUAUACGGCACCAACCGAAGGACAACCAUACAUCAAGUUCAGAGCUUCUGAACGACUCAAGUGACGGGGAGACAUCUGAAUCCGAUGUAGGCCCUGAUUUUGAAGAUGAUAUUAUGACACUGAGGGAUUAUUCAUUUAUAUCUGUCAAUGAGAACAGCGCUUUCUUUACGAUCCACCGGCUAGUGCAAGUGACUACGCAUGCGUGGUUAAAAUCUCAUGGACAAUUAGUCCAAUGGCGGGAGAAAUUCAUUAGCAACCUAUGUGAAGCGUUCCCCACCGGUAAAUACGAAAACUGGGAGAGAUGCAGGUCACUGUUUCCUCAUGUCAAAUCUGCAAUGUCACAACGGCCAGCAUCACGUGAGUGUCUACAACGGUGGGCUGCAUUGCUUUAUAGAGGUGCAUGGUAUGCGUCAGAAUGCGGUAACAUCGCAGACGUAAGAGAAAUGGCAUCAAAAUCAAGAGAGCAAAGGAUAAAAAUAUUAGGCGAAGAACAUCAAGAAGCCCUUGCUAGCACUGCGAUGUUAGCGAGAGGAUAUUCGCUCGAAGGACGGUGGCAAGAGGCCGAGCAGCUGGAGGUGCAGGUGAUGGAGACUCGCAAGGUGAAGCUCGGCGAGGACCAUCCCCAUACGCUGACGAGUAUGGCCAACCUCGCGUCGACAUACUCGGACCAGGGCCGGUGGAAAGAGGCCGAGCAACUCGAGGUACAAGUAGUAGAGACGAGCAAGGCGAAGCUCGGCAAGGACCAUAACUCUACGCUGACGAGUAUGGCCAACCUAGCGUCGACAUACCGGAGUCAGGGCCGGUGGAAAGAGGCCGAACAGCUACAGGUGCAGGUGAUGGAGAUAAGCCAGAGGAGGCUCGGCGAAGACCAUCCUAAUACGCUGAAAAUCAUAGCUAACCUGGCAUCGACAUACCGGGAGCAAAACCAGUGGGAAGAGGCUGAGCGGCUUGAGUUACAGGUGAUAGAGGCUUACCAGGCAAAGCUCGGCGAGGACCAUCCUUACACGCUGACGAGUGUGGCCAACCUCGCGUUGACAUACUCAGACUGGGGCCGGUGGAAAGAGGCUGAGCGGCUCGAGGUGCAAGUAAUGGAGGCUCACCAGGCAAAGCUCGACAAGGACCAUCUUUAUACGCUGACGAGUAUGGCCAACCUCGCGACGACGUACCGGAAGCAGGGCUGGUGGGAAGAGGCCGAGCAGCUCGAGGUUCAGGUGAUGGAGACUCAUAAGACGAAGCUCGGCGAGGAUCAUCCCUAUACGCUGACGAGUAUGGCCAACCUAGCGUCGACAUACCAGAGUCAGGGCCGGUGGGAAGAGGCCGAGCAGCUUAAGGUUCAGGUGAUGGAGACUCGCAAGGCGAAGCUCGGCGAGGACCAUCCUUAUACUCUGAUGAGUAUGGCCAACCUAGCGUCGAUAUACCAGAGUCAGGGCCGGUGGGAAGAGGCCGAGCAGCUCGAGGUGCAGGUGAUGGAGACUCGCAUGAUAAAGCUCGGCGAGGACCAUCCCGAUACUCUGACGGUUAUAGCCAAGCUCGCGUUAACGUACUUGAACCAGGGCCGGUGGAAAGAGGCCGAGCAGCUCAAUAUACUAGUGAUGGAGACUCGUAAGGCGAAGCUUGGCGAGGACCAUCCCGAUACUCUAAGGGUUAAGGCCAACCUGGCAUCGACAUACCAGGACCAGGGCCGGUGGGAAGAGGCUGAGAAGCUUAAGGUGCAGGUGAUGGAGGCGUGCAAGACGAAGCUCGGCGAGGACCAUCCUGAUACACUUACGAUUAUGGCCACCCUGGCAUCGACGUAUCAGAGUCAGGGCCGAUGGGAAGAGGCCGAGCAGCUCGAAGUGCAGGUGAUGGAGUCUCGCAAGACGAAGCUCGGCGAGGACCAUCCCGAUACGCUUACAAUUAUAGCUAACCUAGCAUCAACGUACUUAAACCAGGGCCGGUGGAAAGAGGCUGAGCAGCUCAACGUACAAGUGAUGGAGACUCGCAAGGCGAAGCUUGGCGAGGACCAUCCCGAUACGCUGACGAGUAUGGGCAACCUAGCGUCGACAUACCAGAGUCAGGGCCGGUGGGAAGAGGCCGAGCAGCUUGAGGUUCGGGUGAUGGAGACUCGCAAGGCGAAGCUCGGCGAGGACCAUCCCCAUACGCUGACGAGUAUGGCCAACCUAGCAUUGACGUACUGGAACCAGGGCCGGUGGGAGGAGGCCGAGCAGCUCGAGAUGCAGGUGAUGAAGACUCGCAAGACGAAGCUCGGCGAGGAUCAUCCCGACACGCUGAUCAGUAUGGCGAAUCUCGCUUUCACCUGGAAAUCUUCCGCUCACGAUGCCGAAGCCAUCAAUUUGCUACGAGAGUGCUUAACCAAGCAGAAGCAAACACUCGGCCAAAACCAUCCCACUACUUUAUCUAAUUCUGAAACAUUGUUAGAAUGGGAAACGGAAGUGACACGGGAGACUGAAGGGGAAUAG